GACUAAAUUUCCCACCGGAUCACAGCGUUCCAACCGCAUCUCUAUCGGCCGCUACCGCUGACAAUGGACUACUCUCAACUAGAUCUAUUUCGAUGCAGAAUCUGAUAACUCUAGCAACGCUAGGCGCUCACAAUUAUCCAUCAACACAAUCACUUCAGCCUCACAGUCAUGUAGUCGCUCAAACCCAACAACAGCAGCAGCAAGAUAACAACGGCAUGACGUAUACGCCGCAGGCGAUGCAAUCACACAUGACCCAUCUACUGCAAAUGCCGCUCGCCAUGACUACGCAGCUAACUGGAGUCACCCCUCCCACACUGGGGUCUGCAGGAGAGAGUCUUACUCCGCCUUAUGUAGCAGCGUUAAGCCCCUUGACUAAUGGUAUGGCAUUUACAACUACUGCCUUGCCCCUCUACACCACAGCACAACAGACCACAACAGCUGGAAAACAAGUAGAAGGACCAGAAGGCAGCAAUCUUUUCAUCUAUCAUCUACCCCAAGAAUUCACCGACACUGAUCUCGCAUCCACAUUUCUACCAUUCGGUAAUGUGCUUUCCGCCAAAGUUUUCAUCGACAAACAAACCAAUCUGUCUAAAUGCUUUGGUUUCGUCUCCUACGAUAAUCCCCAUUCGGCCAGUGCAGCCAUUCAAGCCAUGCAUGGUUUCCAUAUCGGAUCCAAACGUUUAAAGGUGCAACAUAAGCGUUCAAAGGACGCAGCAAAGCCAUAUUGAUAUAACGUAUUACAUAAGAAGAAGAAAUCCACGAUAGCUUAUUUUUAUAAAUAAACCAAAGGAAUAUACCGUCGCUGCGCCAACAAAAACA
Rhagoletis pomonella (apple maggot) is the source of this 819-nucleotide messenger RNA. RefSeq names its product CUGBP Elav-like family member 2. NCBI's taxonomy places the organism in Eukaryota, Metazoa, Arthropoda, Insecta, Diptera, Tephritidae. The record is from RefSeq and is a predicted model, not a curated record. Gene Ontology annotation, molecular function: mRNA 3'-UTR binding. Gene Ontology annotation, biological process: mRNA splice site recognition; regulation of alternative mRNA splicing, via spliceosome. Gene Ontology annotation, cellular component: nucleus; cytoplasm; ribonucleoprotein complex.